Molecule: messenger RNA, 1846 nt
Organism: Eubalaena glacialis (North Atlantic right whale)
Lineage: Eukaryota; Metazoa; Chordata; Mammalia; Artiodactyla; Balaenidae
Gene: CD24
Product: CD24 molecule
Exons: 5
Coding region: 1-813 (270 amino acids)
Biological process (GO): cell adhesion
Cellular component (GO): external side of plasma membrane
Source: RefSeq, a predicted model, not a curated record
AUGCGCCAGUUCAUUAAAUCGCCUGAUGGCAGCUAUGGAAAAGUAAAAGCCUUCUCCGGAAAGCUUUUGCUCUUUAAAAGGAUAAUGAGCAAGGUGGGUUAUCGUCUCCUCGCCCCCGUCCGCCAGUGGCGGCAGGGAGGAGCGCCGGGGACCGAAACUCAGCCGUCACCAGUGUCCGGGCAGCGUGUCCGCGCCCGGGGGGCGGCUCCCCACCUCUUGGGAGGAUGGGGACCCGGGACGCCCCAUAGAACUCUCACAGUCAGACGAACACGAGGAGCUCCAAAAACAAAGCGAGUAGCUGGGGGAAGGGGCGGGCGUGACGGGCGCGGGGCCGAGCACACACACAUUGCUCUGAGCGCGGGCGCCGCCUGCCAGCCCGGCCGACCAGCCUGGGAAGGGCACGCGCGUGCCGGCGCCCCGUUCCCGUCGCCAGGUCCCGCCCGCCAGCUGCCCUCCGCACCUUGCCUGCGCCCGCCCGGAGCCAGCGAUCCUUCACGCACCCAGCAUCCAGUGAGACGCGCUGCGCACCGACGGAGCGGACAUGGGCAGAGCGAUGGUGGCCAGGCUCGGACUGGGGCUGCUGCUUCUGGCACUGCUCUUACCUACGCAGUGGGAGUGCUUUUUCCUGGAAGCACACGCUAUUGGAUUUAUUCAAAUCAAACAGCUACUGUAACACCUUCAAGUAAUUCCUCCCAGCAUACCUCAGCUGCCCCCAAUCCAGCGAAUGCCACCACCAAGGCAAAUGACGGUGCUCUGCAGUCAACAGCCAGUCUCUUGGUGAUCUCGGUCUCCCUUCUACAUAUCUACUGUUAAGAGACUCAGGCCAAGAAACAUCUAUACUUCCCCAUCCUCUAAACCCAAUUCAGAUGGCAUCCAGACAUCCAGUGUGACAAGGGAAAAAAAAAAAACAGGUCUUCAUUGAAUGAAUCUGUUAGUUCCACACCUUAUUUUAUUGACAGAAACUGUUGAGGAUCCCAAAUUUGAUUGGUUUGAAGAGCAUGUGAAGGGUUUGACUAGAUGAUGAAUGCCAAUAUUAAAUCUGCUGGAGUUUCCUGUACAAGAUGAAGAGAGACAACAUCCAAAAUUAGUUAAGAGGUGAUUUCCUUAAAUGUGGCUUAAGAAGUAUGGACACAUAAAACUCUACCUUGAAAGUGAGAAUAAAUUUUAUCUUACCUAGAGAUAAAGAAUGGGAUGUGGAACAGAGAUUCAGUUUUCAUUUGUUCCUUAAAUUUAUAAGGCCAUAAAACAAUGAGGUAAAACAAAGCUUCUGUGAUUCUAUUUAUAUGUACAUUAGAAGGAACUUCCAGGUGUUACUGUAAAUCCUCAGUGUGUUGUUUCAGCAGUACUAAUUUAAUGCUGAUGUACUCUAGAGAAAAUUUUAUGUUAAGCUAUCGCUGUUCUCUUGGGAACUGAACUCUUUCCCUUGGGGUUUGGGUUUGACAUUGCAUUUGAAUUUUUAUAUAGUCAUUGAUAUGUACCAGGGCAAUGAUGGAUUGGAAUCUACCCCAAAUCCAAGCAUAAUGAGUACAUUUUGCUUAUAUACUUAUCAACUAUUCUUAUUCAAAAAGAGCAGUAGAUUCAUUUAGCUAAACAGAUAACAAAGAGUAGAAUUACAUUGAUCUCAACUAAUUUCAAAAUGCUUUUUCUGCAUAUGUCGAAUACUUUUUACAAUUUAAAAAAUGAUCUGUUUUGAAGGUAAGAUUGACAAAUCUUGAAAUUAAAAAGGCAAAUAUGUGAAGGAGCUAAACAUUUGGCAAGGGAAGACUGGAAGCUUGCUUACAUUAAAUUCAGAAAAACUUUUAUACUCUUUUCUGUAAAUACUUCUUUUUAAACUGAAUCGGAAUAG